Messenger RNA from Alternaria burnsii, 1128 nucleotides. RefSeq lists its product as uncharacterized. The coding region runs from base 1 to 1128 and encodes 375 amino acids. Gene Ontology annotation, molecular function: opioid growth factor receptor activity. Gene Ontology annotation, cellular component: membrane. Lineage: Eukaryota; Fungi; Ascomycota; Dothideomycetes; Pleosporales; Pleosporaceae. The transcript is spliced from 4 exons. The record is from RefSeq and is a predicted model, not a curated record.
AUGGACAGAGCGCUUGGCAGUCAAGAAAGAGGGAAAGCGCGCACCGCACGCGCUGACUUUCACAAUACCCUCAAGCGCAAGAUUUCGACUUCACCACCCGCAUCAGCAUCAACAGACUCAACCUCCUCACUUCCAAAGACGGAGCCGCGAGGAACACGGCGAAACUACGAGCAAUACAACACUCGCCCUAUCCCUGAUUCAGUAAAGAAACGUUUGCAAAUGGAUUUUAGCAGAGCUCCAAAGGGCGAACAGGCGUCCGCUCAAGACAAGAGCCAGCUGAUCAUUCGCUUCUACGAUCCUGAUAUAUACGCCAAGGAUGCACUUGGCCGCCAGCUCCGCCAGAUACUAGCGUGGCCAGACCAACGGCUAGAGUCUUCUCAUAACUACAUCCAGAUGCUCUUUCCGCUGCCAGAAGGCUCUCCAUUCAAUAUGGAAGCCCCAAUCAUCAAUCUUGAAGUAAUGCAGGCGUUUCGUUCCCGGAGUGAGCUACGGCAGGAACUAAGACGAAGCUUUGAGCGUAUGCUUAGCUUCUAUGGUUUCAAGGAGUCUAGCAAGUCAGAAGAAGAGCUGCAGAAAGAGAAAGAUUCAGCCCCUGAGGCAGAUAAAUCGGUCGCCUCCACGUCUUCGUUCCCACAAGGCGCCCAUACCAAUAUCUCCGUGUCCAAGUUGCUCCCAUAUCACAUCGUUCGCACACCUAAUUUCCGGAAGAAGUUUACCAAUUGGGCCGUUCAAUUCGAUCAUAACCAUCUUCGUAUCACGCGUAUCCUCCGCUCGCUACGUGUCUUGGGUCUACAGAAAGAGUACAAGGCCUUUUUUGCUGCACUCGAACGCGCAUACAAUGACCCUAUGAUCAGCAUUAGUGCCAAGAGCAUGAGCUUCUGGAGGCUAGCUGUUGAAAGUCCCUUGCACUUGGCGCCUGACGGCCAAAAGUGCAAGUGGCUGACUGACUGGGAGAAACAGCAAGAGAGCAUGAAACUGGUGGAUGAAAAGAGACAGAGAGAUGAGCAGCACGGUGCGCAGGACACAGAUUCGACCAAGAUCGACAAUGACCUGAAAAAGUCUGAUGAUGACAUAUUAGGCAUCCUCGCGCUGCCUACUAUGAUAGACUUCGUAGUAGUUUUACUAUAG